Messenger RNA from Vairimorpha ceranae, 291 nucleotides. RefSeq names its product pol polyprotein. The transcript has a single exon. The record is from RefSeq and is a predicted model, not a curated record. NCBI's taxonomy places the organism in Eukaryota, Fungi, Microsporidia, Nosematidae. The coding region runs from base 1 to 291 and encodes 96 amino acids.
AUGACACUUAAAUAUCCAAAUCUCACAAAGAAGUUUAUGCUCGAAUGCGAUGCGUCUAACAAGGGUAUUGGCGCAGUUUUAUAUCAAGAAUUUGGGAUUAUAGGCCAUUUUAAUAAAAAACUAAACCCAACAGAAAUGAAUUACUCGAUAGUUGAGAAAGAAAUUUUUGCUAUAGUCAGAGCUUUAAUACAUUUUGCAGAGUUAAUUCGGGGAUAUUAUGUUAAAAUCUAUACGGACAGUCGAAACUGCACAUUUCUAAAUGGUACAUUAUCCAAUAGGAUGAAUAGAUGA